AAAAGUUGAAAAGGAUAAAACAUUUGUCUUAUUAAUAGAAUGAAUUGUGAACCUUUGAUUUAGAAAGGAUAGGAGUCCCAAAAAUAGGUUUUGCACCUGAAAAAUGAAGUGCUACAUAGCUGGAUUUUCACCUAAAAAGACGUUGAGCUACUGGUUUUGAUUUGAGGAAGAGGGUGGUUGAUCAAAAACUAAUGUUGUUUUUGUUUUCACUUUUGAGAUUAUGCCACCCUGAAGACUCCCUCUUCAUGGUUGGUUAUUUCUCCCACACAACCACCAACACGAACCAACCAUGCAUAUCUUUUUCUCUGCAUGACACUUACCUUCAAACUUUACAUCCAUUCAUGUCUGUAUCUCAAUGCUUCCUCACUUCUUCGUGCUUCAGCUUUUCUGAUUUCAACAAUAUUACCACCUUAUCUAAACUCAUACAUAUAAUAUGAUUUAUGUAAACUUUUCUUCUCAAAGUAGACAGGUAGGUCUUCUUGAUAAUAACUACACCUAUUUCUUUUCUUACCGUAAGACAAAUAAACUUUCUCAAACAUGUCAUCAAAAUUAUAUCAGUUGUUAGAGGGAAGGUUUCUUAUUAUGUUAUCAGUUUAAUUACUCACUUUUUUCUUUUCUUUUCUUUGCUUUUCAGAAGGGUUUUAGCUUAUUCCAUUGAAUAUUCAACACAAUCAGCACCAAUAUUUUAAGUGAAAGAUUUUUGGUGUAGAUAUCAACAAACUUUAUUUACAUUGAUUAAUGUCGACCAAGGUGAAAGGCUUCCUUAAAGGAUUUAAAUACAUUUCCCAGAUAUUUGACGAGAAAGAAGAACAGUUUCAAAUUGGGUUACCAACUGAUGUAAAACAUGUGGCACAUAUUGGAUCAGAUGAUCCAUCAGCAAAUGCACCAAGCUGGAUGACAGAAUUCAAAGGAGGAACUAAAGAAACCUCAUCAGUGAUGAACCCUAAUCCAGAAGGUUUGAACAUAUCUCUCUAAUUAGUAUAUUUUACAUGUUUGUUGACACUUUCAUCUAAUAAUGAAAAUUUUCAUUCUCCACUCUCAAUAUUUAAAAAUAAAAAACAUAACUUUAAUGAAAACACUGUGAGCAUUCAAAAUCUAUAAGCUUUUCAUAAUUAUGUGCAGAAGAUAUAUUUACACAGAACAUGUGCAAGAAAGGGAGAGAAACAAAAACUAAAUACCUUUAUAAUGCUGUUUAGAUAAAAUUAAUUUUGACCUAAAAUCUUUCUGCAAUUUAUUCGUUCAAAUUCAG
Vigna radiata var. radiata (mung bean) is the source of this 1249-nucleotide messenger RNA. RefSeq names its product CRIB domain-containing protein RIC1-like. The record is from RefSeq and is a predicted model, not a curated record. The transcript has 3 exons. NCBI's taxonomy places the organism in Eukaryota, Viridiplantae, Streptophyta, Magnoliopsida, Fabales, Fabaceae. The coding region runs from base 739 to 975 and encodes 78 amino acids.